Entelurus aequoreus (snake pipefish) is the source of this 2575-nucleotide messenger RNA. Its product is annotated as divergent protein kinase domain 1A-like. The record is from RefSeq and is a predicted model, not a curated record. The transcript is spliced from 5 exons. Bases 6 to 1373 code for a protein of 455 amino acids. Lineage: Eukaryota; Metazoa; Chordata; Actinopteri; Syngnathiformes; Syngnathidae.
GUCUAAUGUCGAGCUCGGCUCCACUUUGCCCGCCUCUCCUCUGCUCUGCUCUCUGCGUGGCCAUGGCCAGACCUCAGCUGCCAUGGACCUUCUUCUUCUUCUUCUGGAAGCCUUUUCACACGCAGGCCCGAGUGUCCUACAUGCACAUGAAGUACCUGUUCUUCUCCUGGCUGGUGGUCUUUGUGGGCAGCUGGGUGGUCUACGUGGAGUACUCCUCCUACACGGAGCUGUGCCGGGGACACCAGUGCACUAAGUCCAUGCAUGCUUCCUGUCUCCAGUGCAGCAAGUACAGGAAAGGUGUGGUGGACGGCUCAGCCUGCAGCAGCCUGUGUGAGAAGGACACCUUGUACCUGGCCAGGUGUCUCUCCACUCAGGCCGACAACCAGGUGUACUCGGGCACCUGGGGAGACUUGGAGGGGCUCAUCAAGUGCCAGAUGGACGAGGCUCCUCGUUACGAUUUGGGAAGCGACACGGAGCCCAGGAAGGAAGCCGCCGCCUUCGACAAGCCCACCAAAGGAACAUCGGUGGAGAGGUUCCGGGAGAUGGUCCUCACCCACCUAAAGGCCAAAGUGGGCGGCGAGCAGGCCAACCUGGGCGAGCUGGCCAGGCGGGCCUUGGCGGCGGCCGACGCCAACAGGGACGGCCACAUCUCGCUGGCCGAGGCGCGGUCCUCCUGGGCGUUGCUGCAGCUCAACGAGUUCCUGCUGGCACUGGCCCUGCAGGACCGGGGCCACAUGCCCAAGGUGCUGGGCUUCUGUGGAGACCUGUACAUGAUGGAGAAGGUGCCUCACGCUCCCCUCUACGGCCUGCCCUGGGUCCUGGAGGUGUGGAUGCCGGCGGGUGUGCGGCGCAGUCUGGACCAGUGGUUCACGCCGGCCUGGCCGCACAGGGCCAAGAUCUCCAUGGGGCUGCUGGAGCUGGUGGAAGACCUUUUCCACGGCACUUUCGGCAGCUUCCUCAUGUGCGACCUGAGCGCCGCCAGCUUCGGCUACACCAAGCGCCACGACCUGAAGGUGGUGGACGCGCAGUACGUGGUCCCCGAAGCCGCCUUCCAGGAGGCCAUCAGGCAGCAGCGGUGCGACGCCGAUGGCGACUGCCUCUACGGCGUGGACUGCCUCACUUCCUGUGACCUCACCAAGCACCGCUGCACCACUGAGGUCACCAAGCCCAACUUGGCCAAAGCCUGCCACACCCUCAAGGACUACGUCCUGCGGGGGGCGCCGCCCGACAUCCGCCAGGAGCUGGAGAAGCAGCUGUACGCCUGCAUGGCGCUCCGAGGCUUGGCCGAGCACACGGAGAUCGAACACUCACUGGUCCUCAACAACCUCAAGACGCUACUUUGGAAGAAGAUCUCCCACACCAAAGACUCCUAACCAGAUCCCACACUUUCCUGGGUUGGGGUUGUACCUUUCAGACAUGAUAUGGUGAGUAGAAACAGAACUUACAGCUGCCGCUCACAGGCCAUCAAAGCAGGACAUGUUUCAGUGUUUUCCAUAAAUUUAUUAGAACAAAAUUUCUGCAAAGGAGCAGAGCGAGUCCUCACUCCGCUUCCUCCUUCUGCUGAGCCCGCAGGAAGCUGGCCUUCUUCUGGGCCACGCGGUCUUUCCUCUGGGCCAGAGACAGCUUGGCACGGUUCCACCUGUGUCACAAAAACACAUCAGCAUCAGGAGGAACAUCAAAAGUGCUUUUCUUUUUUAGGACGUGUGUGUGUGUGUGUGUGUGUGUGUGUGUGUGUGUGUGUGUGUGUGUGUGUGUGUGUGUGUGUGUGUGUGUGUGUGUGUGUGUGUGUGUGUGUGUGUGUGUGUGUGUGUAAGCCUGGGCCGAUACAUUUCACUGCACGAUAUAUUGACCUAUUAAUACUAUUGCCGAUGACAUUUUUUGUGAGCAAAUUAACCAGUGAUGUAAUGAAAAUGUAUAAUAAUGCAAGUAUACCAUUCAAAUAACUCAUUUCUCAUAUAUUUUAACAUUGGAAUUAAAAUGCAAACUUUUAAUUACCAAGGUAAAUACAACAAAAAAUACUGCAAGCAAAAUAAUCACAAGCAAAAAGCAAUAAAAGGUGUUAAAUGGGGUGGGGGAGCCUGAAAUAUACACAAGCAAAACUUAAUCAUCACGUAAUGGUUUUGUUGAACGUACUACAAUGUUAUUAACCAGGUUGUUUUUUUAAUAACUACAAUGAAUAUACACAAUAGACUUACUUGGCAGAGGUAACAUGAAAUAUUGAUAAGAGCCAUAUUAUUAUUGUGUGUGUGUUUAAGUAUGUUUAUUUUGUAUUUUUAGUUGUAAAGGGUGAUCAGUUUAAUUUCCAGUUUGUGACGUCAGGUGAGUCACUUCCUGUUGACAGGACUUAUUCAUGCUGGUAACUUCAGACUUCAUGCUCAUUUACACUCACUUAAUUGACUUAAUAAUAAUAAUAAUGGAUUAGAUUUUAUAUCCUGCUUUUCUAUUAGAUACUCAAAGCACUUCACAGAGAAGUGACAACCCAUCAUUCAUUCACACCUGGUGGUGGUAAGCUACAUUUAUAGCCACAGCUGCCCUGAGGUAGACUGACAGAAGCGAGGCUGCCAGUUUGCACCUA